UUCCUCUGGAGGUGAUGGUGGUCGGCAGAGACAUGAUGGGAGGAGACCGCAUCCAGAAACAUUUACGGGUGGUGGUGGAUGGAGUUCAGAAGACUGAAGUAUGGAGUGCAGUGUUGAACCCAGCUGCUGAAGGAGGAGUGCAGACGGUUCGUGUGGGCCAGAUCGAACUAGAGUCAGUUGUGCCGAACUCAGUGCCAGAGACAUUCAUCAAUGUCAGAGGUAAUGUGUUGGCAGACAGCAUUGAUAACUCCAUCAGUGAGGACUCUUUGGCCUCUCUGAUCCAGAUGCCUGGCGGCUGCGUGGAGCAGAACCUGGCCAGCAUUACUCUGCCGCUCAUCGCCACCCUCUACCUGGACCGAACCAGCAGCUGGGACAGUGUAGGGGUGGAGCGCAAGGCUGAGGCUCUCCGGUACAUCAGGAGAGGCUAUGAGAACCAGCUAGCCUACAGAAAGAGUGAUGGCUCGUACCCCCCUACAGCAGAGAGGCGCAAGUACAUGGAUCACAGCAUACGUGGUGAAAGUUUUCUCCAUGGCUAACUCCAUCGUUGGCGU
Messenger RNA from Micropterus salmoides (largemouth bass), 551 nucleotides. RefSeq names its product venom factor-like. NCBI's taxonomy places the organism in Eukaryota, Metazoa, Chordata, Actinopteri, Centrarchiformes, Centrarchidae. The record is from RefSeq and is a predicted model, not a curated record. Gene Ontology annotation, molecular function: endopeptidase inhibitor activity.